Messenger RNA from Pogona vitticeps (central bearded dragon), 1912 nucleotides. It is a transcript of the gene IRF9, whose product is annotated as interferon regulatory factor 9. Gene Ontology annotation, biological process: regulation of transcription by RNA polymerase II; immune system process. The record is from RefSeq and is a predicted model, not a curated record. NCBI's taxonomy places the organism in Eukaryota, Metazoa, Chordata, Lepidosauria, Squamata, Agamidae. Gene Ontology annotation, cellular component: nucleus. Gene Ontology annotation, molecular function: protein binding; DNA-binding transcription factor activity, RNA polymerase II-specific; RNA polymerase II cis-regulatory region sequence-specific DNA binding.
UGAUCGGGGCGGCGCGAGCCGGCUGGGACCCGGGGGUGCGAUCCUGCACCGAGGCAGCCCCGGAGCCGGACCGCUGCAGAGGGAGGAAGGCGGCCAGCAAAGUCGGGAAAAGAUGGCGACCCCAAAGCGAGGCGUGAGGAUAACUCGGAAGCUGCGAGACUGGACCAUUGAGCAGGUGGAAAGCGGGAAGUUCCCGGGCGUCGUCUGGGAGGACCCUCCGGCCAAGACGAUGUUCCGUAUCCCGUGGAAACACGCCGGGAAGCAGGAGUUCCGGCACGAAGAAGACGCUGGGUUUUUCAAGGAAUGGGCCGUGUUUAAAGGGAAAUACCGCCCUGGAGAUCAGAUUAACCCAGCUGCCUGGAAGACACGCAUCCGCUGUGCCUUCAGCAAGAGCCCCGAGUUCGAGGAGGUCCCGGAGCGUUCCCGGCUGGAUAUCACAGAGCCCUAUAAAGUGUACCGCCUGGUCCCACUGUCCGAGCAGGUUCUUGGACCCCGGCCGAAACUCCUGAAGUCGAAGAAGGUGAAGUUGGAACAGUCAAAUAAAAACGCUUGUUCUGACCACAGCCUGCUUCAGCCGGCUGCCUCUCUUCCCCUCCUGGAAGUGGAAGUAUGCUUGGAGCCGGCCGCCAUGACGAGCAACACUACGAACGGGUCCGACCCUUCUGCCUACCAGAACGGGGAGACCAGUCCCCAGGCCGGUGAACCAGCACCAGAGGUGAACGAGAAUUCGGUCUGCUUUAAUCCCGUUUCCACAUUGGACUCUGGAGUGGAAGCAGGGGAUUACUCGGUGCAGCUGUCCGUUUUCUAUAGUGGCGAGCUGGUCCAGCAGAGUUGGAUCCCCGCGGGGGAGUUUCUCAUCUCCUCCGCCCCAGCCCUGUCGGCCGCCCUGAUCAGCAGCAUGAGCCGCGUGGUGUUGCCGUCGCCGAUCAAAAUGGAGGGCGGUCAGAAGCAAGAAGCCGUUCUGCUUUCCCUGAAGGAUCUGGAGAAGGGCGUCAUGGUGGCCAGCAAUGAGGAGGGAAUAUUCGCCCAGUGUCGGGGCAAAGCGAGCCUCUUCUGCCGAGGACCGAGCGGAGUUCACGCCCAAGGGAGGCUGGAGAAUAACACAUUCCUUCAGCUCUUCAGCACCCGAUUGUUUAAAGCAGCGCUGGAGCAGUUCCAGUUGGGACUCGCCCCUCUGCCCGAACACCGGAUUACUCUCUGUGUUGGAGAAGAACUAGGGGAGGACGAGAGUAUGGACAGCAAACCCAUCAUCAUCCAGAUAGAACCCGUUUGUGCUCUCCGCCUGCUCUCUGCUGCUGCUGCUCUUCCAGUAGUAGAAGCAUCAUCCUGCCUCGAUCCUGUCCAGGUGGCUGUAUUGUCGGCGAAUAUCCUGCCCUAAAGGAACAGAAGCUUUUGGUUCCCGUCCGAGACUUGGUUGGACUUGGUCACAGAACGGCUCCUGGGUCUACCUCCGGGGGCCUCGAAGUCUGUCCAUAUUUCUCGUUUACUAGUGUCUGCAGAAUGGUCUCCUUCCUGUCUUUCUUUCCGAGCCGGGUGGGACUUCUUGUAUUGCCCACCACCCACGAUGGAUCUGCUCUGCCUUGCAUACUCUUUCUAGAAAUGUGUAUAACACUAGCCACAGCCAUGUAGCAUUAUUGAGGGACUGGUUGGUUGCUGUGAUGAUUUCCUGCAGAUGGUUGGAUUCGGCGUCGAGAGCUCAGAAUACAGCAUCUCCUUGGAUCAAGGGGGUGACGGACAAAGAAGGACAGAGGAAGGCAAAUGAAGACCAAGAAAACACGCAAACAAACAAAAAAUUGGCAACAGCGCAGAAGGCUAGUAAAUUAUCUCACUUGCACUUUAUUCGUAGCGAGAAACGACUUUGUAUGAACCCAGUUACCGUGUGUGUUUAAAUAAAAUGUGUUUUUGAAACAGA